GAGUCUAGUCUACCAUUCCGUGCGUGCGUAAAGCCAUCGAGGCACACACAGUGUCCGCCCUGCUUCCUUUGCCUUGCCCCCCGUCCUCUCAUCGAUAUCAUCCUCCUCUCUCCGCAAUUCAUCCUUCCCUGUCAACCCUCCCUCCCUUCCCUCGUAGCCAUUGCGCAACGUGACAGAGUAACAGUCGACGAGUCCAGUCUCGGCGGCGAUUGCUCGUUGCAGAGGGGGCUGCGAAGCAACACAUUGCGCUUCCAACCUCCCCCCUCAUCGCCAUGCCUUAUUCGAUACAGUCGCCGCUCAACACUCUUGCAACAGAGUGGAGGGCUUGCAAGGGUGACGUCCCCCCGCCUCUGGUGGGCGCUGCAGUUGUGGUAGUGGAUGAAGACGAUGAGACCUCGAUACGUCACGAGCGGAGUGCUUCCUCCUCGCUCGACAGAUCCACACCCAAGCAUGGCGGCAAAGGGAGGAUGUUCCUGUUUGCUGGACGUCUGGCGUCCAACAGGAAGAUGACCAAUGACCUCUACUGUCUCGACCUCGGCACCCUCGUUUGGACAAAGAUUGCCGCACCUCCUCCACCGGUGCGCAAGAUCGACGAGGACGCCAAGACAUCUAGUGCCCAAGGGCGAUACCCUGUCCCUCGAUACUUCCAUUCAUGCGAUCUAUGGCGAGGCAAAUUGGUCAUCUUUGGAGGCAUGGGGUACCACUCCAAGUCCUCUCGUAUGGACAUGGCAGGAGAAAAGUCCAAAGACAAAGGAGCCGAUCCACUCUUCGUCAUGGACGAGCUGCUCCUCUUCGAUCUAGCGACGAUGCGCUGGGAUCAUGACUACAUUGCCCAGCCAGGCCCGGUCAGAGCACCCGCACCACGGUACGCUCAUCUUUCGGCAAUCACAGGAGAUUCACUCGUCGUGAUAGGUGGUCAGAACAUCAGCAACAAGUACGUUGAAGAAAUAAACGUCUUCGACCUCGUGCAAAGGCGAUGGACAUUGUGUGAGACCUUGGACAGGCAGUGUGGCAGCUAUCGCUCUUUGGCUGUCAGCCCUCCUUGGAUUCUUGAGAGCUACACGGGGCCGUCCCAUCUGGCCGAAGCUACAGCGACGAGGAAACGAUCCGGCUCCAAAGGCUCAGCCGCAACAAAUCUAUCCGGGCACAGAGAGUCUUCGCCCUCGAUCGGAAGGGCGAGAGGUAACAGCAACGUCAGUUCAAUGGCCCCCUACGAUGCCACACAUGUCUCUGCCCAGCCCAUGAGCGGCACGAAUGCCAAUGCAGCCCAUGAUGCACGUCUAAUGAGCGCGUCUGACAGUCAGCAUCCCGGCGAGGAUCGUCUCAACCCGAAAGGAACGAUUUCGGGUGCGGCAAAUGCCCCUUCCCUACAGCCUCUCCCUAUGAGCAGGCCGGUGACGAAGCAGGAUGAUCACCCUUCCCUUUAUGUCUACUCGAACUACAACUUCACGGAUGUGAAAAGAGAGCUCGAGAUCAUCAAAGUCAGCAAGGCCAAGAAGCAGACGACGCUCUCUGACCUCAAUGGCAUUGACGAUAAGCCGCAAGCAUUGACACUACAAGACCAUUCGGCCUCGAUGCAGGGAGCUCAUGCCACUGCGGGUCUCCCGCCUGGCCUUCGCUUUCCCACGGGAGUGAUCAUCGGGGACUACUUGCUCGUUUCGGGCACCUACCUUGCGAACACAUCACAGGCGUUCAGCAUCUGGUCCCUCUAUUUGCCGAAGCUAAUCUGGUCCCGCCUCGAUUUAGGCCCGCUAAUCAAUCAAGGUUCCUGGAAUCGCGCAACCGUGUCGGCAAAGCGAGGCCAGAUGUUCAUCUUUGGCAACCGCGAGCGAGACCUGGUCACAGACUACAAUCAUCGCCAGUCCAAUUGGGAUCAUAUGCUCACAUUCGAUCUGGAAGCUUGGGGCAUCAGCCAGCCUCCGCUGAGACCCACGUCUGAUGAGGGUCUCGAGCUCGGCCUCCAGAAGUUGGAGACCGCAAUGGCUUCUUCAGUUUAUCAGUCUCUUGCUGGAGCCUUUGCAAAGCGAAGAAGCAACUUCAAUGGUACGGCGCAGACUCUCCUCGACUCAAGGGCCUGGUUCAGUACGCUACCUGAUGAUCAUCAGGAGCCUCCCUUGCUGCCCGGGGUACUGGGUACUGGAGGCGAUUUUGAGAUUAUGUGCUCCGAUGAUAUAAAGAUUGGUUGCGAUCGCGUAGUGCUGGAGGCUCGUUGGCCGUGGUUCCGCCAGAAGCUAGCUCGGUAUCGAGCACACGCAAAGGCAGCAGCAGAUCUUGUCCAGACUAGGCGGGAAGAGCACCGUGCGGAAGGAAAUGCGCCUCCCCCGCAUUCUGGUAAUAGAAGCAGGGCCAAUUCCAAGGAAAGAGCUGUGGCCGCUUUGCAAGCUGCAGCAAGCGAGGAAGAUGGCCACAUGCAAUCAUCGAGUACCGCACUCAAUAAUCCCCAAGCAUCUGGAGAAGCCGUACCCAGUGUGGAUGGAGCAUUCGAAGAAGGCGACUGGCGGUUCACGCCGCGUCAGCUCCAUCUUUCGGAACCAUCUGCGGUGGUCCUCGCUCUCCUGCAAUUCUUCUACACUCGGUGCAUCUGUACCUCUCUCCAGCGCCAUCCAUCAGUGGUGGCCAGCCUGCUGGUCUUCUCACGGCUGUACGGCCUCGAGGAUACGCUCGGAAAGUGGGCCCGCCACGCUGCCAAUGUCUUGCUAGGCGGCGGUCUCAUUCCCGACGCCCUCAACACCGCAGGCGUGCACGCUGAAUCCGUUGCAAUGGGAAGUUCCCGAAGCGGAGAGGCAACAGCACAUUCAGCGACGAAUGGACUGGCAAAGGACGUUACUGGAAUGGGGUUGAUGUCCACUGUCGAACUUGGCAAUGACCUCCCAGUAGAGGAAUGCCACCGGCUCUCUGUGGCCUUGUAUGAAGCUGCUGGUGUGGCCGGUUACGAAGCGGUUCAGGUCCGAGCCUUGCGGAACAUCACCGCCUUGGCAAAGUACACGCAGCGGCAAGCUGUAACGCGGACAUCGGACCAUUCUGCUCAUGCUCGCAGUAGCUCUCAAGGCAACAGCAGCAGCCAAAUGCAUGGUCAACAAUCUUCUUCUGCUCUUGGCUAUCCGGGACGACCUGCCGAGCCUGUUCGGGCCAAUACGUCGAGUCACAUUCCCAUGAACCCAAGCACCUCUCCUAAUCGAGCUGUGCGGCCAAGCUCAUCGGGAGGUCUGGUCGGUGCGGCUGCAUUGAGGCGUCCCAUUGGAGGCGGUGUCGGCAACAGAGCGCUCAGACCGUCCUCCUCGUCGGGCAGGAUGAGUGGUAAUGAAGACUCGGAUUUCUUGCCCCAUCAACGUUCGUAUGGCGAAGAAGGCGACGACUUCGGCCGGUCAGGGGGACGUGCUCGCGGCAAUGGCAAGGUCGACCGGAUCCUUGGGCUGGGUGGCGAAGGGCUCCCAGGUAGAGAGGACGGCAACUACCAUCGGAAGAACACUGGCGGCUCCAUUGGAUCUGUCGGCAGCAACGCAUCUGGUGUGGGCAAUUUGGCCAGUGCCGGUGCGGGCCGCAAGAGGUUCAGCUUAUUCGGCAGGGGUGGCAGCGUGGGAGGGGAAGGUACUGGUGCUUCGAUGCUGGCGGGAGAAGACGUGGUGGAAAGGGAGGAAGAAGGCUCGGGCUUUGCCAGUGCGGCGCUGUCUCGCAAUGCCACGAGCGGCAGUGUAGGUAAAAGCAGCGGUGGUCACAAUCCUGGCAAGUCAAACAGCAGCUUCCACGAUGGGCCAAACGAUGCUGGCAUGGGAGGGCGGCUGUAUUAGUCAUUGUGCAGGUCAGAAUGUUGGGCUGCUUGCUUUGCUCUUUUCUUUGCGUUGCUCUCUCUUGUCACCCUGCUAUCAUUGUUGCUAUACUUUGCCAAAAAGAGAUUCCUGACGACUUUUUCACCCACAAGUCUAUACGCUACGCUGAAUUAUGCCCAUCCUCUUAGUGCGCUCAUGUGGUUGUGUCUGCGUGGGUCCGUGACGGGGUGGUAGGCCUUUCCUCGUUGUCCCU
Microstroma glucosiphilum is the source of this 4020-nucleotide messenger RNA. RefSeq lists its product as hypothetical. The transcript has 2 exons. Gene Ontology annotation, cellular component: mitochondrion; cytosol. The record is from RefSeq and is a predicted model, not a curated record. The coding region runs from base 273 to 3788 and encodes 1171 amino acids. NCBI's taxonomy places the organism in Eukaryota, Fungi, Basidiomycota, Exobasidiomycetes, Microstromatales, Microstromataceae. Gene Ontology annotation, biological process: cell redox homeostasis. Gene Ontology annotation, molecular function: protein binding.